Medicago truncatula (barrel medic) is the source of this 2624-nucleotide messenger RNA. RefSeq names its product general transcription factor 3C polypeptide 5. The record is from RefSeq and is a predicted model, not a curated record. The transcript is spliced from 15 exons. NCBI's taxonomy places the organism in Eukaryota, Viridiplantae, Streptophyta, Magnoliopsida, Fabales, Fabaceae. Gene Ontology annotation, biological process: transcription initiation at RNA polymerase III promoter. Gene Ontology annotation, molecular function: RNA polymerase III type 1 promoter sequence-specific DNA binding; RNA polymerase III type 2 promoter sequence-specific DNA binding. The coding region runs from base 696 to 2381 and encodes 561 amino acids. Gene Ontology annotation, cellular component: transcription factor TFIIIC complex.
UGAAUCCUCUCCAUUUUUUAUUAUGUAUGUUUGCUUCAUUACUAUUACUAUAGUUUAGAAAUAUAAACACAAUAUUGUGAUUUAUGAUAUUAUUAGGUGCAGGCAAAGUAUCCUUUAUACACAAAUCACCCGAAAACUUUAGUAAUAGGUAGGAGAAAUUGAGAGGGGAAAUGAAGAGGAUCCAUGUAAUAUCCCAAACAUAGAAGACUAAUUGUGGUCCAAUUAAGAGUAGUAGAUGUUUAGAAAUAAAAUAAAAUGGGAGAUAUAAAAGGGCAAUUUAGUAAUUGAGCCUAUAGAGAGGGGUAUUUUUCCUCGUACAUAUUUAUAUGAUUAAAAGAAGAAGAAAAAUCAGAUUGUGAACUUUUCUCUCCCCUCCUGUUCAUGUUCUCUCUCAGCCAAACACUCAAAUAUCACCACCAUAGCUUAUUCACCAAUAUUCUUCCAAGAAACUAACACAUGCAUUUGAUAAAUUGUAAAGCUUAACCCAUUAGACAAUUAAAUAAGCUUAGUGACAGUGAUUGGAGAGUAAAUCAACCAAGGAGAAAGGAUAUUUUUAGGUUAGGGUUCUUUGAAGAUUUGGGGAAAAAGGUAGAGCUUUGGAGAAGAUCUAGGAUUUGGGAGGAAAUAGAGUAAAGAAGGAACAUUGGAAGCUUGAAGAACCAACUUUCAUCCUUAGAAUCAAGGGCUAGAAGUUAAUGGGAGUGAUCAAAGAUGGCACAAUCUCUGGGGUUCUACCGGAGCCUCAGGGAUUUCUGGUGCACUAUCCUGGUUAUCCAUCUACAACCUCUCGUGCCGUUGACACGCUAGGUGGAAGUCAAGGCAUCCUUAAGGCUCGCAGUUCACAAGCAAACAAAUUAGAGCUUCGAUUCCGCCCGGAAGACCCUUACUGUCAUCCUGCAUUUGGGGAGCGUCGUCCCACCAAUGCUUUGCUUCUGAAAAUAUCCAAGAGAAAACUGCCUGAUGAUGAUGGUGCCACAACUUCUAACAGCAUGUGUGGAAUGGAGCAUGGGAUGCAAGCAGAUAAUGUUGAAAGUGAGCAUGGAGCUGCUGAUAAAGUAGAUGAAGAGGCAAAUCUUUGUGCUGAUAUUGUUGGUCGUGUUCCCGAGGCUUAUUUUUUUGAAGGAAUGGCAGACUACCAAUAUGUUGUUCCUGUCCAUGCGGAUGUUGCCAAAAGGAAGAAGAGAAAUUGGUCAGAACCAGAAGAAACACAUUUAGCUAAGGGCGGUCGCAUUGAUGUGGAUCAUGAAGAUAUUAUGAUCAUAGUGCCUCCAAUUUUUGCUCCAAAAGAUAUGCCAGAAGAUUUACUCUUACGACCACCUACCGUAUCAAGUUCAAAAAAGAAAGAAGAGGAAAUUGUACAUCCCCAUUUUGAGAUCGACAUGGAGCCAGUUCUUGCCCUUGAUUUUUUUCAAAUUAAAGAAAUUCCUAAAAAAGUGAAUUGGGAGGAAUACAUACCACAAGGCUCAGAGCAGUGGGAAUCACAAAUGGCCGUAUCUAGAAUGUUUGAUGAGAAGCCUAUAUGGUCUAAAAACUCACUUACUGAACGCCUGCUCGAUAAGGGCUUAAGCUUUUCACAUGGCAUGUUCAGAAGGCUUCUAUCUAGAAUUGCUUACUACUUUUCAAGUGGACCAUUUCAAAGGUUCUGGAUAAAGAAAGGAUACGAUCCACGCAAAGAUCCUGGUUCUCGCAUUUAUCAAAGAAUUGAUUAUCGAGUACCAGUCCCAUUACGAAGUUUUUGUGAUACUUACUCAGCCGAUAAAUUGAAACAUAAAUGGGGGGAUAUAUGUGCCUUUCGUGCUUUCCCUUACAAGUUCCAGACAUCUUUACAGUUCGUUGAGCUUAUUGAUGAUUAUAUUCAAUCUGAAAUAAAUAAGCCUCCAAUGCAGGACACUUGCACAUUUGAAUCUGGGUGGUUCUCACUCAACAAGAUCAACUGUCUUAGACAACGUCUCAUGGUGAGGUACCUAUCAAUAUUUCCUAAACCUGGUGCAGAGAGUUUACUCAGGGUUGCUGCUUCCAAGUUUGAAAAAUUAAAGAGAGAGUGCAAUAGGGAAGCCGUUAAGCUUUGUGUAGAGGAACGCCAGCAAGCUAAUACAGGCUUGGAAGAAAGUGAAGAGCCUGAAAAUGUUGAAGAUGAUGAUGGGGAGGCAGCUGAGGCUAAUAAUAGCGACGAGGAGUCAGAAGAAGAACUUGAUCUGACAGGAGAUACUGAAAUGCCACUGCCGUCUCCUUCUCAUCCUAAUAUUUCAAUGACCCACUUACAAGAGCUUUUUGGUAGCUUUCCAUCUGAUGAAAUUGAUGGCGACAAAGCGCAAGAAAAUGGUAGUGAAGAAGAAUACCAUAUAUACGAGGAAGAUAGUGACAACUACUCUGAAGAAUGAUUACUGAUUUUCAGAAUUAUCAGACAUAGAUUCCUUCUAGAGUUGUAACUGGAGAUUUUGCUGUUUAGUUUUAGAGGACCUAUUAACAUCUUUUUUGAGGCCAGCAUUAGCGUUUGUUGAAGUUAUUAUUAUACCGAUAUGUACAUAAAGUUAAUCCUAAACAAGUUUAUUUUUAAAUAUUUUUGUUAGAGAAUUACUUAAUCGUGUCUCUAUUGUUUAAUAGAAUUUUAUUUUGUUGUGCAA